Messenger RNA from Hibiscus syriacus, 2681 nucleotides. RefSeq lists its product as uncharacterized. Lineage: Eukaryota; Viridiplantae; Streptophyta; Magnoliopsida; Malvales; Malvaceae. The transcript has 4 exons. The record is from RefSeq and is a predicted model, not a curated record. The coding region runs from base 263 to 2569 and encodes 768 amino acids.
CAACGUUCACUCUCUGUUUCUCUUUGUCUGUUCUUCAGAAUCAAAUUAAACCAAUUCCCCUUCUAACUACUAAAAAUCUCCAUUUUUGAUCCUUUGUUUAACUACCCUCUUUUUUAUUCAAGAACCCCAGAUUGUCUCCUUCUUUCUUUCCUUUCGUUUUCGUGUUUAUAUUACAGAAAUCCCAGAGAGAAAACCAUAUCAUAUUUCUGGGUUUCUUUGUUUUUCUGCAAACAAUUCAAGUAAAUCAAGUUUAUUUUUUUAAAUGGUGGUGAAGAUGAUGAAGUGGCGACCAUGGCCGCCACUGGUUUCGAAGAAGUACGAGGUGAAGUUAAUCGUAAGGAGGCUAGAAGGGUGGAACCCGGUGAGGGAAGGUUCAGAGAAUCCGGAGAAAUUAACGGCGGAGAUUCGAUGGAAAGGUCCAAAGGCUUCCCUCGGUUCUUUGAGGCGAACGGUGAAGAGGAAUUUCACGAAAGAAGUCGACGGCGUUGACGAGAAUGGUGUCGUUUUGUGGGACGAGGAGUUUCAAACCCUUUGUAGCUUAUCGGCUUAUAAAGACAAUGUAUUUCAUCCGUGGGAGAUCGCUUUCUCUGUCCUCAACGGAUUGAACCAGGGGCCUAAGAACAAGUUUCCUGUCAUCAUCGGGACAGCAUCGUUGAAUCUCGCAGAAUAUGCUUCUUCUGAGAAGAAAGAGUUUGAGUUGAAUGUCCCGCUUAAAGUCUCUUCCGCUGCCGCUGAGUCCGGUCCGCAACUUGACAUAUCACUUAGCUUGUUGGAACUACGAACUGCUCAAGAAACUGUUGAUUUGGUACAAAGAGCACUAGUGCCGGUUGCAUCACCUGUCCGGUCUGGAGAAACGGUCUCGAUGGAAAAGGAUGAGCUUUCUGUGAUUAAAGCUGGCCUUAGGAAAGUGAGAAUUUUUACAGAGUAUGUUUCUACCAGGACAGCUAAAAAGGCCUGUCGAGAGGAUGGGGGAAGUGAAGGAAGGUGUUCCGCCAAGAGUGAUGAUGGUGAGUAUCCAUUGGACACGGAUUCACUCGAUGAUUUUGAGGAAGGAGAAUCGGAUGAGGGAAAGGAUGACUCUAUUGUCCGGGAGUCGUUUAGUUAUGGUUCUCUGGCAUAUGCAAAUUAUGCUGGAUCAUUUUACUCCAGCAUGAAGAUCAACGAGGAAGGUGAAGAUUGGGUGUACUACAGCAACCGUAAGCACGAUGUUGGCUCCUCUAACAUCGAGGAUUCUACUGCAUCAGUGUCGGAGCCAACCGUGCUAACUAGUUCGAAGCGCAGAAUUUUGCCUUGGAGGAAAAGGAAGCUGAGCUUCAGAUCUCUGAAAGUUAAAGGGGAGCCGUUGUUGAAGAAAUCCUAUGGAGAUGAAGGUGGGGAUGACAUUGAUUUUGAUCGCCGUCAACUUAGCUCCGAUGAAUCUCUUGCACUUGGGUGGUACAAGACGGAUGAAGAUUCGUCUGCAAAUCAUUCAUCGGUUUCUGAAUUUGGGGAUGAUAAUUUUGCUAUUGGCAGUUGGGAACAAAAAGAAGUGGUAAGCCGUGAUGGACACUUGAAGCUUCAAGCACAAGUCUUCUUUGCAUCUAUCGAUCAACGGAGUGAGCGAGCAGCCGGUGAAAGUGCAUGUACUGCCCUUGUUGCUGUCAUUGCCGAUUGGUUUCAGAAUAACCGUGAUUUGAUGCCUAUUAAGUCUCAAUUAGAUAGUUUGAUCAGAGACGGAUCAUCGGAAUGGAGGAACCUCUGUGAGAAUGAAACAUACAGGGAGCGGUUCCCCGACAAGCACUUUGAUCUUGAGACGGUUCUCCAAGCAAAACUACGUCCUCUUACUGUAGUUCCAGGAAAAUCCUUUAUCGGUUUUUUCCAUCCGGAGGGAAUGGAUGAGGGAAGAUUUGAUUUUCUGCACGGUGCAAUGUCGUUUGAUAACAUCUGGGAUGAGAUUAGUCGUGCCAGUGAAGAAUGUCUUAACAAUGGCGAACCACAGGUUUACAUCGUUAGUUGGAAUGACCAUUUUUUUAUCCUUAAAGUCGAAGCGGAAGCUUACUACAUAAUUGACACAUUGGGAGAGAGGCUCUAUGAGGGAUGCGAACAAGCUUACAUCUUGAAAUUCGACAGCAAUACCGAAAUCCACAAGCUACCAAAUACGACUCAAUCAUCAGAUGAUAAACCAUCCGGCGAGCAGCAGACAGCAACGGCUGCGACCGAACCAAAGAGUUCACAGGUUCAACAGGUCAAUGGGAAGGAGGACGGUUCUGUUGCAGGGUCCGUAGUAACCAAACCCGAGGAAUCGGUAAAAAGCGAGGACGUUGGGGAGGUUGUUUGCCAAGGAAAGGAGUCUUGCAAGGAAUACAUGAAGAGCUUCUUGGCUGCUAUACCUAUUAGGGAAUUGCAGGUAGAUAUCAAGAAGGGUUUAGGGGCAUCAACACCGUUACAUCACCGACUACAGAUUGAAUUCAACUAUACUGAGUUCUUCCAACCGCCGCCCGAGACUUCCGCCCUGAUGACAACCGCUACUCAAAUGACAACAGCCGAACCAUUGCUGACUGAUGCUCCGUUAACAGAAGUUGCUUCAUAGAGACUUACAGUAAAUUCUAGGAAAAAUGUUUACAGAGGAACCCGUUUGAGCUUUUUUCUCUACUAUGUUAUUCGGAUUUGAGUAUGAAUGUUGAAUAUGAACAUAUUUUUAA